Molecule: messenger RNA, 2823 nt
Organism: Periophthalmus magnuspinnatus
Lineage: Eukaryota; Metazoa; Chordata; Actinopteri; Gobiiformes; Gobiidae
Gene: slc44a2
Product: solute carrier family 44 member 2
Exons: 22
Coding region: 110-2620 (836 amino acids)
Biological process (GO): transmembrane transport; choline transport
Cellular component (GO): membrane
Molecular function (GO): choline transmembrane transporter activity
Source: RefSeq, a predicted model, not a curated record
ACUCUUUGUAGCGGUAGCGGCGGUCUCUGUUAUUGGUGUUUUUUCCCUCGACAUUUCCAUGGUAACUGUCCUGUCUGCUUUGAAGACCUAAAUAGUGCCGUGUGUAAGAAUGGAGAUGGAGGAGAAAAACCCGGACCCAAAAUAUGGAGAGUCCAGAAAGUUUGAUCCAAGUUUCAAAGGACCAAUCCAAAACAGGGGCUGCACUGACAUCCUCUGCUGCAUCCUCUUCAUCCUUGCCUUAUUGGGCUACUUCGCUGUGGGUAUCCUGGCCUGGUCCCAAGGUGAUCCCAGGAAGGUGAUCUACCCCACUGACAGCAGAGGGCAGUUCUGUGGACAGGCUGGGACGCCCCUCGAGAAAAAGCCAUUUUUGUUCUAUUUUAACAUCCUAAAAUGUGCCAGCCCCUUGGUUCUGCUGGAGUUUCAGUGCCCCACCACACAGCUCUGUGUGGAAAAAUGUCCCGACAAACAUUUAACACUGAUAAAAGCCAAACUUAUGGGCGAGCAUGAAUACUACAAACAGUUUUGUAAGGAUGGAGUGGACUUCACUAAGAGUCCUCCUGAGAUCCUGAGGGACGGCUUAUGUCCUGCCAUGCUGUUGCCAAGUAAACCCUUCACGCGGCGCUGCAUUCCUGCUUUGGGAACAUUGAAAGGGGGAAUUGUUGUCGUGGGCAACGAGACCAGUUUUGACACUGGAGAAGGAACCAGCGUUAAUGCCACUGACGUGCUGGAGGCGUCAAAGAAGUCAAAUGUGGUUGUUGAAGCCCGUCAAGUAGCAAUGAGAAUCUUUGAAGACUACACCCAAUCGUGGCACUGGAUACUGCUUGGACUGGUGAUCGCUAUGGUCGUCAGCUUAAUCUUUAUUGUGCUGCUGCGAUUUCUGGCUGGAAUUAUGGUCUGGGUCAUGAUUAUCUUGGUCAUUCUCGUCAUUGGUUAUGGGAUUUUCCACUGCUACAUGGAGUUUGCCAAGCUGAAGGGCGAGCCAGGAUCAGAUGUCACUAUUCGAGAUCUGGGCCUCCAAACUGACUUUUCCGUUUAUCUACAAAUCAGGCAAACAUGGUUAGCUUUCAUGAUAAUCCUGUGUAUUGUUGAGUUCAUCAUCAUUUUGCUGCUCAUAUUCUUGAGAAAAAGACUGCUUAUUGCAAUCGCCCUCAUCAAAGAAGCGAGCAGAGCCGUAGGCCAUGUGAUGUCCGCUCUGUUCUACCCACUGCUGACCUUUGCCCUUUUGGCUGUGGUAAUCGCAUAUUGGGCCAUUACUGCCGUAUUCUUGUCCACAUCCAAUGAGCAAGUGUACAAAGUAUUCAAUAACUCAGAGUGUGAAUAUGCACGAGAGACUUGUGACCCCAAGACUUAUAACACAUCAAACGCAUCACAGCAGUGUCCGGAUGCUGAGUGCCUCUUUGCUUUUUAUGGUGGCGAGACCCUGUAUCACAGAUAUCUCAUCCUGUUCCAGUUCUACAAUGUCUUCCUCUUCUUCUGGUGUGCCAAUUUUGUAACUGCCCUGGGACAGGUGACUCUGUCUGGGGCUUUUGCUUCAUAUUACUGGGCCUUUAAGAAGCCGGAGGACAUCCCUGCAUACCCCAUUUUCUCCUCACUGGGACGAGCGCUAAGAUACCACACGGGCUCCCUGGCUUUUGGCUCUCUCAUAUUGUCUAUAGUCCAGAUUAUCAGGGUCAUUCUGGAGUAUCUGGAUCACAAACUGAAGGGGGCUCAAAACAAGUGUGCCAAAUUCAUGCUGAGCUGUAUGAAGUGCUGCUUUUGGUGUCUCGAGAAAUGCAUCAAGUUCUUAAACAGGAACGCUUACAUCAUGAUUGCCAUCUAUGGGAAAAGCUUUUGUACUUCUGCUAAAGAUGCAUUCUUCCUCCUGAUGAGAAAUAUUGUCAGAGUGGCUGUUUUGGACAAAGUCACAGAUUUUCUGCUAUUUCUUGGAAAGCUUCUUAUUGUUGGAAUUGUUGGAAUCUUCUCUUUCUUUUUCUUUUCUGGGAGAAUUAGAGCAAUUGAAGACGCUGCUCCAUCUCUCAACUACUACUGGGUCCCGAUACUGACGGUUGUUGUGGGGUCCUACCUCAUUGCCCAUGGAUUCUUCAGUGUGUACGCCAUGUGUGUGGAUACGCUCUUCCUCUGCUUCUGUGAAGAUUUAGAACGAAAUGACGGCUCCUCAGACAGGCCCUACUUCAUGUCGCUAGAGUUGCAUGAGAUUUUGUCGAAAACUGUGAAGGCGGAGGAGGAGCAUGAUGGCGUUGAGGAGAUAGAAACCGCCAAAAAUCUGGAGGAGGUCAAAUGUGAAGAAGAGACCCCUCUACAGCAACAACAAGAUGGAGAAAUCCAGCUUAAGCAACAAACAGUGCUCACGCAGGAAAAUGAGGAAGAGCAACCCCUACAGGCCAAUGCUGAAAACAACGCUGAGGAGAGCAAAGUGGUCCAAAAUGAUAUCCAAGCCAACGAGAUCGAACCAGAGCCAGAUACUAAGGAAUCAGAGGAAAAACAAGAGGUUAAAACUGAGGAAAAGACUGAGGAAGCCCCUGCCCCAAAAGAGCAGGUUAAUACAGAGGAGGUAGUCGACAAGAAAGAUGAAGAUCCCAAGCAAGAAACUGAUGCAACUGCCACUCCUCCACAAGAAUAGCAAAAGCAAAAGCACAAGAAUUAAACAAAAACCUUUAGUGGUAUGGACCUGUUCAAUGUAUGGCAAAUAAGUUUCAGAUUGGCCUUUUGCUUUGUGAGUGUUGUACUGUCCCAGCUGAAGAAAUGGACUAACCGUGAUGAGUAAAGCAGGUUUCCAUAAAAGCCCAGUGCAUCUCUGUAGCUUGAAAAAUGCUUUUGUGGGUU